AGAAAGGAAAGAGGUGAUAGGAGGAGGGAGAGGAGGAGCGAGAAGACAAGAGACUAGAGAAGCUUUUGAAGGAGAGUGGAGAGCGAGAGAAGGAUUGUGGGGUGGACAUGGGUCUGUGUGCCGUGCUGUUGAUUUGUCUCUCACAGGCAGAGCUGACCAGAGUGUGGGCUCAGGAGCAGAGAGGUAUAAUUCACAGGCAGUCAGUGAAGACUGAUGGAGGUCCAUCAGACAUCCAGAGAACAAGAAGAGACCAGCAAGAUCCCAGCAGACACACUCAGAACAGAACUGGACAAGAGCCGACCAAUAGGCUGUCCAUUGACAUGCUCCCUGACAAUAUGACACAAGUGGUGGAGGAUUCCCAGAGGUACUACUCCUGGCGCAGUUUUGGUCCUGGUGACAAACACACACAGGAUCUCUGGGUGGAUCUUGAUUCAGUGCAUCAAGGACCUGUCAGAGUACACGCUAUCCUAUCCAACACACACCGACAAGCAUCGCGGGUGGCACUAACCUUUGACUUCCUUUUCUAUGGACAUCAAGUGAGACAAAUCACCAUAGCAACUGGAGGGUUUAUUUUCACUGGAGAGAUAACACACCGCAUGCUGACAGCGACGCAGUAUAUUGCUCCACUCAUGGCAAACUUUGACCCCAGUUUUUCUAAAAACUCCACUGUGCGGUAUCUGGACAAUGGUGACAUAUUUGUGGUGCAGUGGGACAAGGUGAGGCUGAAAGAUCGAGAGACUGAAGGAGCUUUCACCUUCCAGACUGUCCUCUGUCAUAACGGGACCAUUUUUUUCAGCUACAAAGACGUUCCUUUGCCUGUGGAAAAAAUCAACUCCACUGAGCAUCCAGUGAAAGUGGGAUUGUCUGAUGCCUUCAUGGCUCUUUUGUCUUCUCCACAGUCUCCAGAUGCUAAACGACAGACUAUUUAUGAGUACCAUCGGGUGGAGAUUGACACAACAAAGAUUGUAAAUAGCUCAGCAUUUGAGUUCACACCCUUACCAACCUGCCUCCAGCACAAUUCCUGCGAGCAAUGUAUCCAGUCCAACCUGACAUCAGGCUGUGGGUGGUGCAAUACUCUACAAAGGUGUUCAACUGGAAUAGACCGAUACAGGCAAGAAUGGCUGGACUACAGCUGCACUGAGGAGGCAAAAGGCACAUGUGACGAUUAUACACACAGAGGACCAGAGAGUUCAGUCAACCCUUUUAAUUCAUCACCGUCAGUGAUGACUCCUUCCCCUGCAGCUCAACCCGCUAAUCCUGUGACCGAAGAUGACACUAAACUUCUCUUUCACCACCAUGGCAAUGGUGAGGAAGCACCAGAACACACAGCCAUUAUUGCAGGUGUGGUGGCAGCUCUGGUUUUACUGGUGUUCUUGACCCUGUUGGCUGUCUACUACAUAAACACACAUCCAACUGUUGCUCCUCCUUUCUACCUCAUGCAGCGUCGCACCAAUAACUACUGGCCCUCCAUGAAGUUUCGGAAUCAAGGAUGCCAUUCCAGCUAUGCUGAGGUUGAUCUUGGGGGUUAUGAAAAAGAGGGGUUCAUUGAGGCGGAGCAGUGCUGAGCAGGCAGGAUUUUGUGGGAUGGAUUAAAGAAUUUUUUUUUUUUUUUCUUGAAUGAUUUUAGGAUCAUGGACAAACACACAAUGAGAGGCUGUCACUGAUGAAAAAGAUCAUUUGAAAGUUUUUUUGAGCUUUUUUCUGUCUCUGAUUCUCCACAGUUGGCAGUCCACCUUACAAAACCUUUUAUGCUGUUGUUUAUAGUAAAGGAAGUUUUAAGUUUUAAGAGGUACUAAUUGUAACAAAGACCAGCACAUCUGCUAACUACACUCUAUAAUAAUGGGUAUGUGUUAGCCAAAAUAAUUGCAAGUUAAUGUACAGUGCAAGGUAUCUUUAUAGAGUUUUUUUUUUUUUUAAGAUAUUUUGUGAAGAGUUGUGUUCAGUGGAUAAAAGUUGCAUAAUACUCAGUUAGCCACAUGGACGUGACAGCACAUUCAUUUAAAUAGCGUACACUUUUUUAUUUUAUUAUGAUUAUUUUUUUAUUUAAUUUUUUUGGCCUGUUAAGUUUUACCCUGUCAUUUUGUCAUAAAACAUAAAAUCAGUAUGCACAUAAAAUAUUAAUGAAAUGCACAAAUAAAUGCAACAAAUAAAUUUUAAAAGUAAAAGUUUGUUUCAUUUUGCUUUUUGGAGAAUUUAACAUUUUUAUUUCCAAAGCUGUUUGUGGAGAUGAAAAGUAAAAUGUGUUUUCCUGCUGAACAGAUGUCAGACAUUAGAAAUUCUUGUAAUCAAAUGCAAAGCAAACGUUAGCUGAUUUCCAUUGUGUUAAAUGCCAUUGCAGUAUUGCAUUUGCAACAUACAGUAUGCUUAUUGUAAAACAAAACAAAAAAUUUAAAAUAAAUUAAAAAAGAUGUUUG
Cyprinus carpio (common carp) is the source of this 2414-nucleotide messenger RNA. RefSeq names its product plexin domain containing 1 (gene plxdc1). The record is from RefSeq and is a predicted model, not a curated record. Lineage: Eukaryota; Metazoa; Chordata; Actinopteri; Cypriniformes; Cyprinidae.